GAAAAAGUAUAGACAGUGAGUGAGAAAAAGCUGCAUCAAAACUUUGGAAGGAAUGCCAAAAUCAUACAUCUCAAUUCAAUUCUUUUUAUUCAUUUCGAACUGUCUAUGUACCACUCAACUGUUUGCAAGAUGUCCAUCUCUGACCCAUAUAAGAUGCUUUGAUCAGCUCACUUGCAUUAGAAAAUCCUGGAUGUGUGAUGGAAAAAUUGAUUGUCCUGAUCAUAGUGAUGAACUUCCAAACAUUUGUUUGAAACGUAACUCCUAUAACAAAUUGCAACUUCAAGAUGUAUCGGUUGGAUUGAAAUGUCCUAGUUUCUGGUUUCGUUGUACAGACUCGAGCUCUUGUAUUGCUCCAAAUCGUGUUUGUGACAAGUACAAAGAUUGCAGAGACGGAAGUGAUGAACGUGAGAACUGCAAUCAACCACUAGGUACUCCGAAUACCACAGUAAUCUACUGAUUCCAAUUAACCUCAAGUCCUCACAAAUUCGUGUUGUUUCAUAAUAAACCCAAUUGCAAUUCCGUU
This is a messenger RNA of Caenorhabditis elegans, 523 nucleotides long. It is a transcript of the gene F32E10.8, whose product is annotated as Low-density lipoprotein receptor domain class A. The transcript is spliced from 4 exons. Gene Ontology annotation, cellular component: membrane. The record is from RefSeq and is marked reviewed. Lineage: Eukaryota; Metazoa; Nematoda; Chromadorea; Rhabditida; Rhabditidae. Bases 53 to 457 code for a protein of 134 amino acids.